CAAAUACUCCCCCAGACCCACUUGUCUAAACCCUAAAAAUCCAAAUUACAUUGCAUUUUGCUUCCCACAGAAUACAGAGCAGAACAGUGCCGAAUCCGCCGCCAUGGAAAUCGAAGAGGCUAUUAACGAAGUGGAAAUGGAACCCAUAGCAGCGGCGGCGGCGGCUAUACCGAAGGAGCCGCCGAAGAUAAAGCGGCUGGAGGAAUCAGUAGUGAACAGAAUCGCAGCUGGGGAAGUAAUCCAACGGCCAGUAUCUGCAGUAAAAGAGCUCAUCGAAAACAGCUUAGAUGCUAAUUCCACCUCUAUCUCCGUCGUCGUUAAGGAUUCCGGCCUUAAACUUAUCCAAGUUUCCGACGACGGCCACGGCAUACGUUACGAAGAUUUACCCAUUUUAUGCGAGCGGCACACGACGUCUAAGCUGAGUAAGUUUGAAGAUUUACAGACGAUUAGUUCAAUGGGAUUUAGAGGUGAAGCUUUAGCUAGUAUGACUUACGUAGGUCACGUAACUGUCACUACUAUUACCGACGGCCAGCUGUACGGAUACAGAGCAACGUAUAGAGAUGGUUUAAUGGUAGAUGAACCAAAACCUUGUGCUGCUGUUAAAGGUACACAGAUAAUGAUUGAGAAUUUAUUUUAUAACAUGGCGGCGCGAAGGAAAACCCUAGAGAAUUCUUCGGCCGAUGAUUAUCCGAAAAUUGUUGACCUAAUUAGUAGGUUUGCAAUUCAUCACAUUAAUGUGAGCUUCUCUUGUAGAAAACAUGGAGCUGGUAGAGCAGAUGUUUACAGUCUAGCUACUUGUUCGAGGAUUGAUUCGAUUAGAUCUGUUUAUGGAGUUUCAGUUGCUCGAAAUCUGAUGAAAAUUGAAGUUUCUGAUACUGGUUUUAAGAUGGACGGUUUCAUUUCUGACUCGAAUUAUAUUGCAAAGAAGAUAACUAUGGUUCUUUUUAUAAAUGAUAGGCUCGUUGAUUGUAGUGCUUUGAAAAGGGCAAUUGAAAUUGUAUAUACUGCAACAUUGCCUAAAGCAUCGAAACCUUUUAUAUACAUGUCAAUCGUUUUGCCACCUCAGCACGUUGAUGUGAAUGUACACCCAACAAAGAGAGAGGUAAGCCUUAUGAAUCAAGAAUUCAUCAUUGAGAAGAUACAGUCUGUGGUAGAGUCGAAAUUGAGAAGCUCGAAUGAGUCGAGGAGAUUCCAGGAACAGACCAUGGAUUUUUGUUCUUCAAGUCCAGUGGCCACAAUUAAAGAUUCCAGUAAAGAUUGUCCGUCUUCAUCUGGGAUAAAGUCGCAAAAAGCGCCACAUAAAAUGGUACGAACGGAUACGCUGGACCCUUCUGGAAGGUUGCACGCGUACAUGCAAAUGAAGCCUCCUAGUAAUUCAGAAAGAGGAGGUUCUUGCUUGAGCUCGGUGAGGUCUUCUAUUAGACAAAGGAGGAAUCCUAGUGAAACUGCGGACCUCACUAGCAUCCAAGAACUAGUUAAUGAGAUUGAAAUUGAUUGUCACCCUGGUCUAUUAGACGUUGUUAGGCAUUGCACGUAUAUUGGGAUGGCGGAUGAAGUUUUUGCUUUGAUUCAACACAACACACACCUUUAUCUUGUUAAUGUGAUUAACUUGAGUAAAGAGCUUAUGUAUCAGCAAGUUUUACGUCGGUUUGCACAUUUCAAUGCAAUUCAACUAAGUGAACCGGCGUCAUUACCCGAGCUAAUAAUGCUUGCUCUGAAAGAAGAAGAGGGUUUAGAUCCACAAGGCAAUGAAAGCAAUGAGCUAAGAGGAAAGAUCGCCGAGAUGAAUACAGAACUGCUCAAGGAAAAAGCAGAAAUGCUAGGGGAGUAUUUUAGUGUUUAUAUCGAUUCAAAUGGCAAUUUGUCUAGACUUCCUGUUAUACUUGAUCAGUACACACCUGACAUGGACCGCAUCCCAGAAUUUAUACUUUGUUUGGGCAAUGAUGUUGACUGGGAAGACGAGAAAGUUUGUUUUCAGACAAUUGCCGCUGCCCUUGGAAAUUUGUAUGCCAUGCAUCCUCCAUUAUUGCCUAAACCCUCGGGUGAUGGCUUGAAAUUCUACAGAAAGAGAAUGCUUUCGAGUGGUUCAGUUGGAACUUAUAUGGAAAACAUAGAGAAUGAUACCGCGGAGUCUGAAUUUGAGGCAGAAUUACUUUUGGAGGCUGAAAAUGCCUGGGCUCAACGCGAAUGGUCGAUUCAGCAUGUUCUGUUUCCCUCCCUCAGACUCUUCUCCAAGCCCCCUGCUUCUAUGGCUAAAAAUGGAACUUUUGUUCAGGUUGCAUCACUGGAAAAGCUCUACAGAAUUUUCGAGAGAUGUUAAAACAUUGGAGAAUUUUGACGUGGCUUCCUUGAAGCAAAAUGAUGUAGAUAUGUACAGCUUCUGAAUUGAGGACUAUAUUCCCCUUCCCCUUACCCCUACCCCAAAGAGGAAAAAUUAAAACAGGUACGAUACAUUCCUUUUUGCAGUGAAGAUGUCCGGAUUAGCUUUUUGUCCUCUACAUACCUUCGUUGUGAACAAAAGCAAAAUGGAAGGUAAUGGAAAGUAAGAGUUCGUUCCUACUCAAAUACACUGCUCUGUUAAUCGGCAUCUCAGACAGGGAAAUAGUACCCCAAAUCCUCAAAUAUUGCGAAAUGGCUUCUUGAAGAGAUUCAGUUAGCCAGAAUCUCUUAAAUGUGGUUCUCCACAAUUUUUGAGUAUUUUGAUAGUUAGGAGUUGGGAGAAGACUGGAAAUUGAUUUUGAGUUAGUUCUGAGGAUUUAGGGUUUAGAUUCAUGUACAUAUUCAGAGAUCUAAAUUCGCAGCAGUAAAAUCACAGAGGCAGUAGCUUUCACAUCCACAUGAUUCUCUUUUAGAAUAAUUUUGCAGCAUGUGUUUCUCAUACAAUAGUUCAUGUGUUUUGCUGCAGUAGAUUCAUGUGUUUUGCAAAUAAGCAAGUUAUUUAGUUAUUUCAUCAAAAUAUUAGUACAUGCAUUAACCAUCAGUGAGGGUGUGCAACUGUGCAUUGCAUAUAGCUAUGAAAUCCUCCAAUUUUCGCACACUUGAAUGAUACAGUAACCCCUACACUUAAAUAUAAAACAUCCCCACAUGUUCAUUGAAAUGGAUUCUUCAAUAAAGGUUUACUUUUUUCAUUGAGAGAAGGAAAUAAAGGAAAGCAGAAUUACAUAAGUAACCAUGUACAUGAAACUUCACUUGAUAAGCUAUAAGAAAGUAAGUGCAUAAGCUUCGAGUUUUUCUUCUUAUCAUCUUUUUACACCGAUAAUACAGUUCAUGUUGUUGUAUCUGUCUUAGCCACAACUUAUGAAGCUUACUGCAAAUAGUUUUUGUUCCUCUGCUAUAUUAUUUUUAGGAAAUAUACUUACUGAAAGGCCAAAAAUGUCUAUGCUCUUGCUGGCUGCUUCCUCAAUAGUCACUGUUACCAUAGAGGUAAAGCCAUUGAUCUGAGUCGAAGCUCUAGUUGAAAGGCAUUCAACAGGCUGGGUUGAGAUAUUAGUCAAGGCCAGAAGCCAGUUUAAGGAGUGUAGGUAGCAUUCUUCUCUUUUCUCAUAUAGGGAAGUUUAACUUGUAGAAAACAUAUUUUCAAAUGUUAUGUCUCUUCAUUUGUCUUCCAGCAAUCCAUUUUGGGAUAUUGUGUAGUGAUUUGUUAUGGUUA
Messenger RNA from Nicotiana tabacum (common tobacco), 3649 nucleotides. The record is from RefSeq and is a predicted model, not a curated record. NCBI's taxonomy places the organism in Eukaryota, Viridiplantae, Streptophyta, Magnoliopsida, Solanales, Solanaceae.